AUCUUUGCUGUCAUUCUUCACAGAACCGUGAUAAAUGGUUUUGCAAAAGGUUACAAUAGGUGAGAUAAUUUCCUCGAUUUCAUCUGAUACAUCAUUCAAAAACUAAAUCGCAGAAAAUAAAACGGCUCAACGAGAAUUGUAAUUGAAUUGUACUCCACCGAUGGUGAAAAAGCAUUGUGUCAAUUUUCUGUGUCAAAAAUCAGAAGAAAAAUCAUAAAGUUCCACAUCCCACGCUCGCUUCAACAGUGAAAACACCAUCCAAUGAGUGACUACCGGGCGCGACGACUUCUAGUUUAGUGCGGCUCGGUUUAUUGCCCAUAAUCAAGUGCCGGUGCCGACGUUGUCGGGUGGGAGGGAAGGUGCAAACGUGUCGCAGCAUUAUGACCGUGAAAAUUUUUCGCCGGGGAUCGGCACGCUGCAUAGGGCUUCUGUCGGCGUUCGUGACCAUUCUGCUGUGCUUGUACUACAUCUCGAUGGGGCAGCCAUCGAACACGCCAACGACGGCCACCGCAUCCGGUGCUUCUUUGCUGCACAAGGAUGCUGUCCUGCACCAGAAACGAUUAAGCAACAUUCACGAUUCGCACCAUGCCGGAGGCGGCAAUCCGAAUGCAAAUCAAUCGUGGCACAGUUGGCUGCGGAACAAUCUCAAUUCGAUCAACAGCAAGGAUCGACCACCCGGUCUCGGAUCGGAACCAUCGGACAGCGGAGGCUACCCGGACGGUGGCGGGGAUGGUGGUGGUGGUGGCGGCGGCGCAGGAAGCCAUCCGCCCCGGUUCAGUGCCAAGUGGGACGAAUGUGUCGCACUGGAGGAAACCCCAACCGAUAUCACCACCGGCGAUGAAUAUGGAAAUUUCGAUUUUCAGCCCGAAUGGAUGAAAACAAAGGAGUACUGGGACAAGGACUUCGAGAGCCGCUAUGAGAAGCUGCAGAAGGAUCCGAACCGACCACCGUUGAAGAUUGUGGUAGUUCCACACUCCCACAAUGACCCCGGGUGGUUAAAGACCUUCGUCAACUACUUCCAGUCGGAUUCGAGGCAGAUUCUAAAUUUGGCCGUCACAAAAAUGCCCGAGUACAACAAUAUGUCGUUUAUCUGGAGUGAAAUCAGCUUCCUUCAGCUAUGGUGGGAUCAAGCACAUCCCACGAAGCAAAGGAUAUUGAAAAAGUUGGUCAAAUCAGGUCGGUUGGAGAUAACGACCGGAGGUUGGGUAAUGACGGAUGAAGCAAAUGCGCAUUUAUAUGCAAUGGUUGAUCAGCUGAUUGAAGGUCAUCAAUGGGUGAAAACAAAUCUGAACGUCACCCCGAAAAGCGGUUGGAGUAUAGACCCUUUUGGGCAUGGUAGUACGGUGCCGUAUUUACUUGCAGCAAGUGGUUUCGAAGGCACCAUCAUCCAACGAAUACACUAUGCGUGGAAGCAAUGGUUCGCUCGCCAUAGAUAUGGAGAUUUUCUAUGGAGUCCAUACUGGCGAACACCCUCCAGUACCUUCGACCACAAACAUACUCUUCUUACCCACAAUAUGCCCUUUGACAUCUACUCAAUCAAGCACUCCUGCGGGCCACACCCAUUCAUCUGCCUGAAUUUCGACUUUCGUAAGAUACCCGGCGAAUACACUGAAUACUCGAUCAAAGCUCAAUUCAUCACCCCGGAAAACAUCGAAUCCAAAGCUGAUCUUCUCAUGGAACAAUACUCCCGUACUGCUUCUCUGUUUCCUCAUAACGUGGCAUUAAUUCCCGUCGGAGACGACUUCCGUUACAAUAAGGAGAAGGAAAUGGAGCAACAGUACACCAACUAUAAGAAAUUGAUUGAUUACAUAAACGAAAAUCGCAACAAAUACAAGGCGGAAAUCAGUUUCGGCACUCCGAAGGACUACUUUGAAGCUAUUAAGGAACGGUACGACAAAUUCCCCAUACUCAAAGGGGACUUUUUCGUCUAUGCCGACAUUUUCAACGAAGGACGCCCAGCGUAUUGGUCCGGCUAUUUCACCACCCGUCCGUACUACAAAAUUCUCAGCAGAGAUCUCGAACACAACCUCCGUAGCUUGGAGAUCUUGUUUACGUUGGCGUUCAACCGCGCCAGACAAGCCGGUAACUCCAAUGCCUUCAAGAUCUACGAAAAGAACUACGAGAAGAUGAUCCUCGCUAGGCGAAAUUUGGGACUGUUUCAGCAUCACGAUGCGAUCACUGGUACGUCCAAAGCUAACGUUAUGCGAGACUAUGCUCUGCGGCUUUUCGAAAGCAUCCAAGACACAGUCAAGCUUCAAGAGAAAACCAUCGAGCUACUUGUUCAGAAGAAGAGCACCGAACACAACUUCCUGAUCGGAGAGCUGGAACGGGACAAUUUUAGCAAACUUCCUCGAAAGACGCCUCUAAUCGUAACGGAAGCUCGCAGCACUGACUUUGUAGUUUACAAUGCGUUAGCGCAAGAACGACUAGAAGUAGUCCUGGUUAGGACUCUCACUCCUCGUGUGAAAAUCCUCGGCCCUAAUGGCAAUCCAAUGGACAUUCAAAUCAACCCGGUGUGGAACAUUACGGAAACGUCUACGUACGCGUCGCGAAAGAUCAUUCCAUCGGACAAGGAGUACGAGAUCAUGUUCGUCGCAAAGCUGGCAGCCCUAUCGUUGACGACCUUCACGGCGGUCUACGACGACGAGUUCAAACCGAAGAUGGCAACACUGUACUGCAAUGAGUGUCAGGAUGAUAAGAAUGAGAUCUUUGAAAUUCGAAACAAACAACCUGGCGAUAUUCAGCUGGAAAAUUUCAAAAUGCGACUCCUGUUUGACGAACAGAGUGGAUUUUUGAAAUCCGUCACCAAGAAAAAUAUGGGAAAGCAGAUUCAAUGCGCCAUCAAAUUUGCCGCGUAUAAGAGUGCGCAAUUCCACUCGGGUGCCUAUUUAUUCAAGACGGAUCCGGAGCAGAGAAAUUCCGAAAAGGAAGUACUAGAGCAGUAUAACGACAUGACGAUUCUGAUCACAUCUGGUCCUCUAGCAAGUGACGUGACCGCCAUCUAUGGGCCAUUCCUCGCUCACACCGUGCGGAUUUUCAACUCCAACACGGUCAUGGAUAACGGAAUCUACAUUGAAAACGAUAUUGACUUCGAAAUGCCACCAAAAAAUAGGGAAACUGAGCUUUUCAUGCGCUUUGUGACGGACAUAGAAAAUGGCGCUAGCGAGAAUCCGGAAUUCUUUUCGGACUUGAAUGGAUUUCAAUAUCAGAAGCGAGUGAAGGUACCGUCGAUCGGUAUCGAAGGCAACUAUUUCCCCAUAACCAGUGGGGCGUUCAUCCAAGAUGACAAAAUGAGACUGACAUUGCUGACGACCCAUGCUCAAGGCGCUGCCAGCUUGGAGCCCGGCCAACUUGAGGUCAUGCUCGAUAGGCGAACUCUGUACGACGACUACCGCGGCAUGGGCGAAGGUGUUGUCGAUAGCCGCCUGACCCGCCAUCGAUUCUGGGUUGUUCUGGAGAAUAUCGAAUCCCACGCACCACCGAUAGCUGAAAACCCCUCGGGGCCAGCUGACGAACCGAAACCCGCCGAAUUCCAACUGCCUAGCAUAUUUGCCAAUCAGCUGGCCAAUGGGCUCAACUACCCGGCCAAUCUGUUCAUCGUAGAGAAGUAUGACGAAUCCAACCAAAUAGAACUAAACCGGGCAGUCCACCUGCUGGCCGCUCCUUUCCCCUGUGAUCUUCACAUUCUGAAUCUCCGCACCCUCACCGAGGGCAACCUGCCACUAUUUCCGUCGAGUGGAGCGCUGCUGGUGCUGCACCGACAAGGCUACAACUGCCGGAUAGGCGGCGAAGAAGUAGUAAAUUAUUUUUGUAAUAACAGCAGUAGUAGCGUAAGUUCUAGUAGUAAUAGUAAUAAUUAUAUAAAUGUAGAUAAGUACAGUAGCAAGCUGCAGCUCUUCGGUGGGGUGCAGCUCGAACGAAUUACCGGGACCUCAUUGACGGGGUUGCACCCGGGGUCGCCGGUGCGGUCCGUCGGGGAAAUCUAUCUGGAACCGAUGGAACUGCGGACGUACAAUCUGACGUUCGUCAAGUGAGAAAGGGUGAGCGAUGUCGGUGGCAGCGGUGCAUUCGGUGCUGAGAAGGCAAAGGAUAGACUUUUAACGGUGUAGAUUCUCGGUUUUGGAUUGGUUUUAGAAAGAUGAUGAAAAGGUUACUUUUGAGUGAUUUGCUGGGGCCGGAUAGAACUGAUAGAAAUUCAUUCAUAUUGUUAUGAGUUAUUAAACGUUUGUUCAUAAUCGUUGAAAAAAUGCCGCUACUUUAUUGUAAAACGUUUGGGUUCUUAACUCUGUCCCUCUUUUACAUCAGCUCUACAAUAAUUGGUAAGGAAAGAGUGCUUCCGUAUGGUUUUCUCCUGAUCGUUCCAGUUUCGGGUCGUAUGGCGCCUAUGUUGAAGUGUUGGGAGCCUUUGAAAAAGAAAAACAGAACAUCAUCUGAUAGCCUUUAAUUCCUGUAAGGUAGAUACAAAUGGAAAUAAGGGGUUCUAAAAAUGUCUCGUACAAUCUAGUACCUUCUUAUGACUUUGUACCAAGAGGUACCAAGAGGCACAACAGAGAUUGAAUAAACUGCGCGUUCGAUGGCGUAUUCGGUGUGUUACGUCGAGGUUAUUCUGAACACCCGACAAUGACCCACAAAUGAAUAAUUGGCUGAGUUGAGCCAACUUUCCGGUUGUGACAGAAGAUCAGUGUGUUGUUAUCCAUGGAUUGUUGGAACUAUUUUCAAACCAUUACAAAAAUUACACGGUCUUCUCAUGUGAGACAUGUCGAAAUCGACAAUUCUCGAGUCAUUCGAGACGCUGAAUAAGCACAACUGACAAACCUGCAGUCGUGAUAGCCAGCUGCAUUAAGUUGGAGAGGGUACCUCUUGGAGGUAGUCACUUUCACUACCGUAAUUCGGUCGCUAGUAAUUUAUCAAUCUCAAUAAGGCUUUUUUCUAGGAUUUUUUCCGAUCAAUAUCCUCAUGAACUUUCUGAAAACCUGGAACCUAGAAUCCUACAAGAAUAGUUCAAGAUCAAUGUAAUUACGGUUGUUUGGUACAACCCAGUGCAACACAAAUACAAAACAAUGUAGAUAUGUACGCAUGUUAAAAAUCAAAACCGACAUCGUCUCAUUUAAAGUCCCGUUAAGUAACAUUGAUUUCAAGAAAACUAUUUGAACCAAUCCCGAAGCGCUCGAGAUAGCAUGAAUAAGUUAUCGAACCACAAGAAUGACAAGAUAUACAAAUGCUUCACUACUCUCUUCCCAGUCCACUCUAAUUAUCUCUAAAACAAGUCGUACAUACAGGCAACAUUAUUUUAUUAGGAAUAUGUUCAUUAGUUCUCAUAUUAGCCAGAAGUCUUUCAUCUGUUUCCGAUAUAAAAUAGACAAAACUACGCAAAACCCAACAAUAUAAUCAUUCCACUUUGAAGCGAAAAAACAAAAGAACGAUUCGAGCCCGUAUGCUUUGGUUUUUUAUGAUAAUUAUUAUUUUUACAAUAAUGAAGCAAUGCACUAGUUUACUGUUAGGUUCAAAGCAAGGGUAUGAGUAACAGUCAAACUAAAUAAAACAGGCAACCCCUACUUCUGUGUUGUAUAUACCAAAACUUAGCACGUAAAAUCUCCUAAACUACCAAUGUUUGUGAUCAUAGAAUUAGUAAUGUCUCACGACGUGAAGCAUUUCUUCCUCCCGCUCGCAUAUUCUAUCUGGGAAAAUGUUCUUAUGUUGUCCAUUUGUAAGAAUCUCGAAAAUUAUUUUAGUUCCACAUGCUUUUCAAAUCAUUUAAAACAACUGUUACUUGUUAGGCAAAAAUGCGAGUAUGGGCAGCUCAGUUUCUCUUUAAAACAUCCAAUAUGUUCUCUCUUUGAAAAAAAAACUGCAAUAAAUCACUUCUCAUUGUAAAUGAUUAUUAGUUUUUUUAUAUAUUUCCCCUUAGUAUAAUAGAAACGUAGUUCAAACCACCGUCCAUCAGAAUUAGUUUUUACCCACAUUUUCCAACUUAUUUCAUAGUUUUAUUUUAUAUAUUUAUUAUUUAAAAUUCACAUGCCCAUUGUUUUGCGAACAAGCAAAGCACCACCCCGGAGAAUCACCUGUAUGGAAAUAUGAAUCUCGAUCAAAAGCGAUUUGGAACAUCUCACCAACAAGGAUAUGCUAGAAAAACAGAAAAAAAAAAAAUUAGAAAAAGAUAGUAUCUAAACAAUUGCAGAUCACCUAUGUUAAGAAAUGGAUUAGUUGUUUUAUAUGAAAAGGAAUAGAACAUAAUGCAGCUAGAGAGAUAAUUAAAAAUUAAACUUUUCCCUCAGCAUGAACGACUCUUCAAAGAGAUGGGCAUGAAGGAAAGAGUAAAAAUUUUUAAUUUCGAAUUGUCUGUUUGUGAACUCAAUUUUCCUUUGGUUGAAAACUAAGCAAACAAUUCUCGAACAACGUGUGGCGAGUUGUAGUGAAAUAUAUAGGAUAAUUGGACAGUAUUUGCAGUUCCAGCAAGAUUGCAAUCACACUGCUGUACAGGUUUUGAUUUCAACGUUACACAGUACAGGUUUUUCUCACAGUAUUUGUACAAAGCAAGAAAAAAAAUCAAACAACACGUGGGAAAUUACUUUACAUGAAGUCGUAAUAUUAGAGUUUUUAAACGAAUAUUUUCUGUUAUACAUCUAAACGAAUGAACAUGAAUUCCGAACAAAUUGAAUUUUUAAUUCUCGAUAUGCUUAUAAAGAACAAAACCAAAUGUCUGACCUACAAAUGUAAGUAUAAUAAAUAACUAAAUAUUUUAAAAACA
Armigeres subalbatus is the source of this 6748-nucleotide messenger RNA. RefSeq names its product alpha-mannosidase 2 (gene alpha-Man-IIb). Gene Ontology annotation, molecular function: carbohydrate binding; alpha-mannosidase activity. Gene Ontology annotation, biological process: protein deglycosylation; N-glycan processing; mannose metabolic process. Gene Ontology annotation, cellular component: Golgi membrane. Lineage: Eukaryota; Metazoa; Arthropoda; Insecta; Diptera; Culicidae. The record is from RefSeq and is a predicted model, not a curated record. The transcript is spliced from 7 exons. Bases 381 to 4034 code for a protein of 1217 amino acids.